Molecule: messenger RNA, 734 nt
Organism: Triticum urartu
Lineage: Eukaryota; Viridiplantae; Streptophyta; Magnoliopsida; Poales; Poaceae
Source: RefSeq, a predicted model, not a curated record
GCCAUCCGCGACAUGACUAAGAGCUUGCGGGCGGAGAAGGUGAAAACAGAGCCGGACAGUGACAGGCCGCCGGCGUUGUCCGGGAAGAAGAUAAAGCAAGAGGAGGCAACGUCGAAAGAGGGACCUCGCCGUUCUGAGCUGAGCAGCCUGCCUCUUGAUGACCGUAUCGGCUCGGCGUCCUGCCGGUGUUCCCCGCCGGGCUUUGGCCCCACCCCACGGUACUUUCCGGUGCCCGAGCCCUACGCUAGUGGUGAGGAAGGCGCUGCCGGCGCGACUGACUGGACGGCCCCGCGGAAGUUGCUGGAGAGCGUUCUCACACCAUCACAGAAGCGCGAGUUGACCGAAGCUAAACCAUCCGAUGUCUUCGCGUACACCCACUCAGCAUUGCUCCAGGUAUAUACACAGCAAAUCGCUCCAUGCUAAGUGCCGACAACAUUGUCUUCCGCUGUUAUCUUUGCGUGAUUUGUUGCUUGUGGGUCGACGGUGACACCAUGCAGGCAGCGAACUGCGUGGCUUUCUCUGUCGACUACAAGAUGAAGCUGGAGGAGAAGCUGGCGGCGCUAGAGCGUGACGCUGCCAAAACUAGAAAAGCACCAAAACUAGAAAACAUCUUCAAUGUAAUAAAAAUUACAUAGAGGUUUCUGGAUUACUGAACGACCAAACUGCAACCAGAACGAGCCUCUAACAAGGUACUGUCAUCGUUCCCCAGUUGAAGCCGGCCCGAUCUUGUCGAU